AUGGCCAUCCGCGAUCGUGUCCGUCGAGCCCUCCGCAAGUCGGAAGCCUCCGACACCAUCUCCCAGACCGAGUCCAACACCACCGCCCACACCAGCCAGAGCUCCGGCUCCGACGGGCCGCAGCUCGAAAAGACGACGUCGCGCCUCGCCCGCGUCCUCACCUUUGGCGGCUCCCCCGACAGCAAGGAAAAGGAAAAGGAGCGCGCCGAGAAGCGCGACCGCAAGGCCGCCGCCGCCGCCUCCCAGAGCAGCCGCCGCCGCACGCACCCCCGCGACCGCCCGCUCACCACGCAAAACAUCCGCCACCAGGAGAUGCUCGCCGGCUUCAGCAUGACCUUUGGCGCCUCGGACCCCGACCAGAUCGAGACCCUGAGCUUCGUCGGCGUCAGCCCCUGCUGCACCCGCCGCGGCUCGCUCGAACUCGACCCCGUGAGCCGCGGGAGCACCACCUCCUUUGCCAACUCGUCGUCGGGCACCGACUCGUCCCGCGAGGAAUGA
Molecule: messenger RNA, 498 nt
Organism: Akanthomyces muscarius
Lineage: Eukaryota; Fungi; Ascomycota; Sordariomycetes; Hypocreales; Cordycipitaceae
Exons: 1
Coding region: 1-498 (165 amino acids)
Source: RefSeq, a predicted model, not a curated record